UUUGCUUUUUUGUCAUAUGUGAUAUUUAGAAGUGUAAAACAUGGCGCUUAACCUGACUGUGAAAGUUCAUCCCGUAGUUCUAUUUCAAAUUGUAGAUGCUUAUGAACGCCGAAAAGCCGAAUCUCAUCGUGUUAUUGGAACAUUAUUAGGUACUACGGAAAAAGGAAUAGUCGAAGUUACAAACUGUUUCUGUGUGCCACAUAAAGAAUCUGAAAGUCAAGUAGAGGCUGAUUUAACAUAUGGAAUUGAUUUAUACGAAUUAAAUCAUAGGGUUAAUGCCCAGGAAAAUAUUGUUGGGUGGUGGGCAACCGGAAACGAGGUUACAACUCAUUCUUCUGUCAUUCAUGAAUAUUAUGUUCGUGAAUGCAAUAAUCCUGUUCAUUUAACUGUUGAUACUACAUUAGCAAAUAUUACUAGGAUGGGAAUCAAAGCUUAUGUUUGUGUUCCAUUAGGAGUACCUAAUGGGAAACAAGGUUCUAUGUUUACACCAGUAAAAGUACAAAUUACUUGUUAUGAGCCAGAGAUUGUUGGAUUACAGCUUUGCUCUAAAACUCAGUUACCAGCUCAUGCACAAAUAACUGCUGUAAAAACAGGGGGAGGCAUAGAACCAAUGAUGGAUCUUUCUCAAAUAGCAGAAGCUAGUGCUAAACUUUCUUCAAUGCUGGAACAAGUACUUGUGUAUGUUGAUGAUGUAUUAACUGGAAAGCAACUACCAGAUAAUCAAGUUGGUCGUGCUCUUUUGGAUAUGGUACAUUCAGUACCUAAAAUGUCAAGUGAUCAGUUUGAUGAAAUGUUUAAUAGUAAUGUGAAAGAUUUAUUGAUGGUUGUUGCACUCUCACAAUUGAUAAAAACACAGCUUCAACUUAAUGAAAAACUUACAUUACUCACAACAAUAUAA
Messenger RNA from Eufriesea mexicana, 898 nucleotides. It is a transcript of the gene eIF3f1, whose product is annotated as eukaryotic translation initiation factor 3 subunit f1. Lineage: Eukaryota; Metazoa; Arthropoda; Insecta; Hymenoptera; Apidae. Bases 41 to 898 code for a protein of 285 amino acids. Gene Ontology annotation, biological process: translational initiation. Gene Ontology annotation, molecular function: translation initiation factor binding; translation initiation factor activity; metallopeptidase activity. Gene Ontology annotation, cellular component: eukaryotic translation initiation factor 3 complex, eIF3m. The transcript has 5 exons. The record is from RefSeq and is a predicted model, not a curated record.